CAGGAUUUAGUUCUUCACUUCCUACAUUUGGCCUUCCUGCCCGCACAACAAAGUCAGGUCACAGCCUUCGUGCUUUCCACAGCUCUGACAGCCUCAGAGGCUGUGUGUUUGUCCAAGAAUAGACAUGCAAUAUGAAAAUUUUCAGGACUUCGGGAGUGAGAAGAAAAAUCCAGAGAUUAGAAAAGCCCUACCUCUCCAGAGUGUACUCAGGAAUUUCUGCCGUGGGCCCUACGUGAUCCUGAUCUCCCUGGGCCUCAGUCUCCUGCUGCUGGUAGUCAUCUGUGUGAUUGGACACCGAGGUUCUAACUUACGGAAAGAUUUGGCCACCUUGAGGACAAAUUUCAGCAACUUCUUCUCAGAUAACGAGGCUAACAUCCAGCAACUGACUUCCAGCUGUGGUGCACUGCAAAAAACCAUAAAUUCUCUCAAAGCAGAGGUGGAGGAUCACAGGGAGGAACUGCAGGCAGGCCGUAUCUUGAACCAGAAGGUGGCUUCUCUGGAGAGCGUUCUGCAGGAAAAGGAGCAGGAAUUCAAAGAAGGUCAGUCUCAAAUGCGCACACAAAUCCAGGAGCUGGUAAAAGACCUGCGGUCCCUGUCUUGUGAGCUGGUUGAGCUCAAGAGCAAUGGCUCUGGGACCUGCUGCCCCCUUAAUUGGAUGGAGCAUGAAGGCAGCUGCUACUGGUUUUCUCAAUCAGGGAAGUCCUGGGAUGAGGCUAACAAGUCCUGCCAGAUGGAGAAUGCCCACCUGGUGAUAGUGAACUCCUUGGAGGAGCAGAAAUUUAUCCAGAGCAACAUGAGACGUAUACACACCUGGAUGGGCCUAACUGACCUAAGUGGGUCCUGGAAAUGGGUGGAUGGGUCUGACGUCGACAAAGGUUUUAAGAACUGGAGUCCAGAGCAGCCAGAUGACUGGUAUGGCCAUGGGCUGGGAGGAGGUGAGGACUGUGCCCACUUCACCGGAGAUGGGAGCUGGAAUGAUGAUGUCUGCAGGAGGCUCCACCACUGGAUUUGUGAGACAGAGCUCAGCAAAGCCAGCUAGAGCCUUCACGGCCGUAAUUUAUUUCCUCAAUGCCUUGAAAUGCUAAGAUCAAGUAUUAAGAAUCCUCCUUUCUAGAGGCCUUCACUUUCUUGGGGAUUUUCAUCUAGCAUUUUAAGGGGAGAGAAAAUGAUGGUGACUAAGGAAUGUACUGUGAAAUUUAUAGGGGUGGGGAGAAUGAAAUCUAUGACAUUUUGUACAGUGUGCAGCUUAUUGUCAGCUUUUUCUUUUUAAAGUAAAAAGAAUAGAAAUAUAGUCAAAUAUCUUA
Messenger RNA from Chinchilla lanigera (long-tailed chinchilla), 1304 nucleotides. Its product is annotated as C-type lectin domain family 10 member A. Gene Ontology annotation, biological process: biological process involved in interspecies interaction between organisms. Gene Ontology annotation, molecular function: D-mannose binding; fucose binding. The transcript has 10 exons. Bases 125 to 1039 code for a protein of 304 amino acids. Gene Ontology annotation, cellular component: external side of plasma membrane. The record is from RefSeq and is a predicted model, not a curated record. Lineage: Eukaryota; Metazoa; Chordata; Mammalia; Rodentia; Chinchillidae.